This is a messenger RNA of Plasmodium yoelii, 1227 nucleotides long. RefSeq names its product epsin-like protein, putative. The record is from RefSeq and is a predicted model, not a curated record. The transcript is spliced from 3 exons. Lineage: Eukaryota; Apicomplexa; Aconoidasida; Haemosporida; Plasmodiidae. Gene Ontology annotation, biological process: endocytosis. Bases 1 to 1227 code for a protein of 408 amino acids. Gene Ontology annotation, cellular component: clathrin vesicle coat; endosome; plasma membrane. Gene Ontology annotation, molecular function: phospholipid binding; clathrin binding.
AUGCUAUUAUUUAAAAAGGUGAAUUCAAAAGUGUCAAGUAUAAACAAUUAUUUACAAAAGUAUUUAGAAUCAAACCAAUUUGAAAAAAACUUAAAAGAAGCUUUAAAUAAUAAAAAUUAUGGUGUAUCCAAUAGUCUUUUAUAUGACUUAUCAAUAUCAACAUAUGAUGCUACAUAUUACAAAAGAGUAAUAAGUGAAGUGUUUAAAGCAAUACAAGAGAAACCAUCAAAAUGGCGACGAAUAUAUAAGGGAUUACGACUUUGUGAAUAUGUGAUGAAAAAUGGAUGUGAAUAUUUUAUUAGUGAUGUGAAAGAAAAAGAAGAAUUAAUAAAAAAGCUAGCUCAUUUUACAUAUUUGGAAAAUUUAAGAGAUAAAGGAGUAGGAAUAAGAGAAAUAUCAAAUAACAUAUUAAAUUUAUUAAGAGACAAUAAAUAUUUAAGAAAUGAACGAAUUGAAGCGGCAAAAUAUGCAAAUUUAUGCACAAAUAUAGAAUCAAAAGUAGUGGAAAAAAAAAGUUUUUUUUUAAAUAAAAAAAAGAAAAAAGAAAAAAAUCAAGAUGAAAAUAAUAAAAGAACUUAUUUUAAUUCAGGAAAUAAUAAUAAAUAUGGUCCACAAAAAGAAUCAUUAGAUCAAAUAAAAUAUGAAAGAUAUGAAAAUGAUGACGAUUAUUAUGCUAAUCGUCAUAUAGAAUCUUCACAAUAUAGAAAUAGAAACUAUAACAAAAAUUCGAUCAAUUAUUCACAAAAAUCAAGUAUUAAUGAUAAUACAGAAAAUAGUACUUAUAGUAGUAGUGAUAGUAGUAGUAGUAGUAGCGAAAGUAGUAGUGAAAAUAGUAGUGAUAAUGAAUUGCCAAAUUAUAAAUCACGUCGAAAUAUAUCAAAAAAAAAAGAUAAAAAAACAAACAAUUUUUAUUCUAAAAGAUCAAAAGAUAUGAAAAGUUCUUCAAGAUCAAAAUCUCAAAGUAUAUCUUCAAUAUCUCAUUCAAAACAAUCAGAUAAUAAUUCAUCACCUGAAGAUUCAAGCACUUCUUCCGAUUCUACAUCUAAACCACGAUCAACAUCAUCAUCAUCUUCUUCUUCUUCUUCGUCUUCUUCUAAUAAUAAUUCGUCUAAAAAAUAUUCAAACUCUGACAAUUCGAGUUAUUAUUCUCGACGCAGACACCGCCAAAUAGAUAAAGGUGAUAAAUCACGCAGUUGGAAAAGGGAAGUAUCAGAUAGAAUUCGAUAA